Molecule: messenger RNA, 651 nt
Organism: Rotaria sordida
Lineage: Eukaryota; Metazoa; Rotifera; Eurotatoria; Philodinida; Philodinidae
Source: the annotation of a GenBank genome assembly
AUGUUGGGUAAUACUGUCUAUUCACAUAUAUUAGAAUUAAUCGAAAAGAAAUUGUUUAAUCUUGAAUUUUAUCGUGUCCAAAUGCCGAAAGGUCAUAAGAAAGCAAUUGAAGAUGCUUUUGACUUAUUACCAAACUUUCAAUCACUACCUUCGAAUGAAAAAACCCAUUGGCAAACGAUUAUGAAAGCAAAAUAUAGAUGGUUUCAACCGGAUAAAAUUCUUCUUCGCAAAAGUCAAAGAGUAUUCACUGCUUAUCUUAUUGUUCGAGGUAUUGUUGAAUGUAAAAUGGAUACAAUGCCCAUCUAUUAUCGAUCGGGCAAUAUUGUAGGUAUCGAUGCCUUAUUUUCACAAAAUGUUACAGAACAUGGGACUUAUUUUGUCAGUGGAGGACUUUUGGAAGCCUAUAGUAUCGAUGCUGGAUUAUUAGAUCAGUUUUUAAAUGAUGGAAAUUUAGCUCCUUCCAUCUAUCGAGAAAUUGCCCUACAUUUAUUAAGUAAUAAGUAUCAAGCAGGUUUGAAACUGAAUCGUUUACAAUUAAGAUUACUUGUGCAUGAACGAGCGAAAUUCUAUUGGAAACAAUCGGAAAUAUCGAUUCAAUUGAAAGAAAAUCAACGAUUAUUUAUUCUUGCUGGCAAUGUUAUUCAUUUAUAG